GUGGGUGUGUGGAUCGGGGUGGGCAGCCGCUAUGAAGACAAGAAGAACAACGGGGCUGGUUUCUUCCUGGAACAUCUGGCCUUUAAGGGCACCAAGAAGCGUCCUUGCGCCGCCUUCGAGAAGGAGGUGGAGAGCAUGGGUGCUCACCUGAACGGGUACACCUCGCGUGAGCAGACUGCCUAUUACAUAAAAGCCUUGUCCAAGGACAUGCCUAAAGUUGUAGAGCUGCUGGCUGACAUUGUGCAGAACUGUGCGCUGGAGGAGUCUCAGAUCGAGAAGGAACGUGGUGUCAUCCUUCAGGAGCUGAAAGAAAUGGACAGCAACCUGACGGCUGUCGCCUUUGAUUACCUUCAUGCCACUGCUUUCCAGGGGACUGCGCUGGCUCACACUGUCGAGGGGACCACGGAGAACAUCAAGCAUCUGACUCGGGCAGAUCUCGCGUCAUACGCUGAUACUCACUUCAAGGCACCUCGUAUGGUCCUGGCAGCUGCUGGGGGUAUUUCCCACAAAGAGCUGGUAGAUGUAGCGAAGCAACACUUCAGUGGAGUGCCUUUUAAGUACAAAGAGGAUGCUGUGCCUCUCCUCCCACGCUGUCGCUUCACAGGGAGCGAGAUCCGUGCCAGAGAUGACGCUCUGCCUGUGGCCCAUAUCGCUCUUGCCGUGGAGGGGCCGGGGUGGGCUGAUCCGGACAACGUCGUCCUCAACGUGGCUAAUGCCAUCCUUGGACGCUACGACCGCACGUUUGGAGGUGGUAAGAAUCAGUCCAGCAGGCUGGCUGCUCUUGCUGUGGAGCAUAAUCUCUGCCACAGCUUCCAGACGUUCAACACCUCUUACUCCGAUACCGGCCUCUUUGGGUUCCAUUUUGUUUCCGAUCCUCUGUCCAUAGAUGAUAUGAUGUAUUGUGCUCAGAGGGAGUGGAUGCGUCUGUGCACUAGUGCCACGGAGUCAGAGGUGAAGAGAGCCAAGAACUAUCUCCGAAAUGCCAUGGUGGCUCAACUGGAUGGUACCACACCAGUGUGUGAAAAUAUUGGAAGCCACCUCUUGAACUACGGACGCCGUAUCCCUCUGGACGAGUGGGAUGCCAGGAUUGCUGCCGUUGAUGCGAGCAUGGUGAGAGAGGUCUGCAGUAAAUACAUUUAUGACAAAUGCCCAGCGAUCGCAGCAGUUGGUCCUAUUGAACAGCUCUUGGAUUACAACCGUAUCCGCAGUGCCAUGUACUGGAUCCGUUACUAGGAGGUGUCCCUGCAGGUUGGAAAUAGCGAAGCUGUGGACUGUGAGAUGUUCCCUCUGGCUCUGAAUGUCUUGUGCACCAGAGGCAAAAUGAUUCCCGUCAAAAUGGCUGUCGUCUUGGUGUUAAAUACAUAAAAAUAAAAAUAAGUACAUCCUACAUGGAGUUGGUUCUGCUG
Messenger RNA from Eurypyga helias (sunbittern), 1406 nucleotides. RefSeq names its product cytochrome b-c1 complex subunit 1, mitochondrial. The annotation marks the transcript as partial. Gene Ontology annotation, molecular function: metal ion binding. The transcript is spliced from 11 exons. Gene Ontology annotation, cellular component: mitochondrion. The record is from RefSeq and is a predicted model, not a curated record. Lineage: Eukaryota; Metazoa; Chordata; Aves; Eurypygiformes; Eurypygidae.